CAGGAAUCUAGAUAUUUUAUCAUUCAUUGCUUAUGGCCAUUGUUAUCUCAUAUCUGUAUUUAAUCACCAGAGGAUAAACACUCAAUCCCAUAUCGGUUCUUGCAUUUUCACCUAUUGCACUUGGUUUCUCUAACCCUUAUCGGAAUAUCCUCUCCGGUGGGUUUUUCCGGCAGUACGAUGAGGCAAAGGAUAGUUCUGAAGAUGGAUAUGAGCGAGAGUGAGAAAUCAAUCAAGAAAGCUAUGAAAAUUGCAUCUGGAGCAUCUGGUGUGAGAUCUGUCUCGAUUCAGGGACAGAACGAUCAGCUGGUUAUAAUUGGAGAAGGGAUUGAUACGGCGGAGCUAACUCGUGAACUUCGGAAGAAAGUUUGUCACACGACCAUUGUCACAGUUCAGGCCGCACCACCACCGCCGCAGCCAUCGCAGCAGCAGAAGCAGCCACCGCAGCCGCAUCUGAUGGAAUAUCACAAUGAGAUGGCUCCGGCGAGAAGAUGCAUAUGCGAGAUACCGAAUUUGGGUUACUGUGGAUUUUGUAGAUCUAUGCGUGAAACCCCUUACCAGAUGGUACCUUCUCCGUAUCCACCUCCGGUGAUGUACGGUGGUUACCGUGAAGAUUCUGAUAAUUGCAGAAUCAAGUGA
Molecule: messenger RNA, 636 nt
Organism: Brassica oleracea var. oleracea
Lineage: Eukaryota; Viridiplantae; Streptophyta; Magnoliopsida; Brassicales; Brassicaceae
Exons: 3
Coding region: 178-636 (152 amino acids)
Molecular function (GO): metal ion binding
Source: RefSeq, a predicted model, not a curated record